AGUACGCCAUGGCUCCCAAGAAAUGCCCAGAAACCCAGAAGUCCCCCGACGUUGCGCUGCUCCUCAAGAGCAAAAGCCGCAGAAGUCCUCAGGAGCUGGAGCCCGAAGCCAAGAAGCUGCGUGCACAGGGUCCCGUUUCUAGCAGGAAAUGUCAGUCGUGCUGCCUUUUGGCAGAGUUGUCUAGCCUGCAGAUCCCUCCACGGAGUAGCAGCAUCAUCAGAGAUCUUUACCAGCAUAAGUUGGGCAAAGCCAACUGGCCAUCACUACAGCAGGGUCUCCAGAAGUCCUUUUUGCACUCUCUGGCUUCUUACCGGGUAUUCCAAAAAGCUGCCCCCUUUGACAGGAGGACUACAUCCUUGGCAUGGCACCCAACUCAUCCCAGUACCGUGGCUGUGGGCUCCAAAGGGGGAGAUAUCAUGAUCUGGAACUUUGGCAUAAAGGACAAACCUAUCUUCAUUAAAGGGAUUGGAGCUGGAGGAAGCAUCACUGGGCUGAAGUUUAGCCAUCUCAAUUCCAAUCAGUUUUUUGCUUCCUCAAUGGAGGGAACAACCAGGCUGCAGGACUUUAAAGGCAACACUCUCCGAGUUUAUACCAGCUCAAACUCUUGCAAGGUCUGGUUUUGCAGCCUUGAUGUUUCUGCCAAGAGCCAAGUGGUGGUCACAGGAGACAAUGUGGGACACGUGAUCCUACUGCACACAGAUGGCAAGCAGCUUUGGAAUCUCAGACUACACAAAAAGAAAGUAGCCCACGUGGCCCUGAAUCCCUGCUGUGAUUGGCUUCUGGCCACAGCCUCCGUAGAUCAAACAGUGAAAAUCUGGGACCUGCGCCAAAUUAAAAGCAAAACCAGCUUCCUCUACUCACUGCCUCACAGGCAUGCUGUCAAUGCAGCCUGUUUUAGCCCGGAUGGAGCCCGGCUCCUGACUACCGACCAGAACAAUGAGAUUCGGGUUUACUCUGCCUCCCAGUGGGACAGCCCCCUGAGCCUGAUCUCCCACCCUCACCGUCACUUUCAGCACCUCACACCCAUCAAGGCAACCUGGCAUCCACGGCACAACCUCAUUGUUGUGGGCCGAUACCCAGAUCCUAAUCUCAAAAGUUGUGUUCCCUAUGAACUAAGGACAAUAGAUGUGUUUGAUGGAAGCUCGGGGAAGAUGAUGUGCCAGCUUUAUGAUCCAGGAUAUUCUGGUAUCACUUCGCUCAAUGAGUUCAACCCAAUGGGGGACACACUGGCCUCCGCUAUGGGUUACCAUAUUCUCAUUUGGAGGCAAGAGGAAGCCAGGUCAUAGAAAGAUUAUGAAUACCUGGACCCCACAAAUGGGAAGAAGUUCUGUGAGAAGAGGCAGCUAUUUGUUAAGGGACCAGAAGUUCUCAGCUCUCAAGGUUGGAGGAGGGACACUUGUGGCAUGGAUACUGUGCAACUAAGAUACUGGCAUGUUACUGCUCUAGAUUUUGCUCCAGAAACGAAGAGAAAACCACUGCACUAAGAGUCCCUGCUAUGUUUAGCCCAGAGCC
Molecule: messenger RNA, 1512 nt
Organism: Cricetulus griseus (Chinese hamster)
Lineage: Eukaryota; Metazoa; Chordata; Mammalia; Rodentia; Cricetidae
Source: RefSeq, a predicted model, not a curated record